UUCUUCGUUUUUUUUUCCAACCAAGAUCACAGCCUACUUAUAAACACUCCACCUCCUUCCACCUUCUUCCAUCUCUCUUAUUUUUUUUUUUAUUAAUUCAUGUAAAUUAGGAUUAGGGUUUAUCUCAAAUCGCCCUCUACAAUUUUAAAUCCGAACUUCUCUUCGAUUCAUUCCCCCUCCCCAAUAAAACCGGCGCGAGAACCAAUAAAGGUUAGGAUUAGGGUUUUAAAUUCGUUUGCAUUUGAUUCGAAUGAGCAUGGAGAGAUCGUUGGACAGAUCGAGAGAACCUGGUCCCAAGAAGCCUCGAUUGAUCGAGGAACUCAACGCCCGACAGUUACCUCAACGCCCUACGGCAGUUACUACGUUGCCGUCUACGAGGUUUCGAGCAUAUGGCAGAGACUCCGAAAUCAGCGAUUUGGGUCGUGGCGGUGGCGGCGGGUACCAGCCGCAGCCUCCGCCGCACCAAGAGCUUGUGACUCAGUACAAGACUGCGCUUGCUGAGCUCACUUUCAAUUCGAAGCCGAUAAUUACCAACUUGACUAUUAUUGCCGGAGAGAACCUUUCUGCUGCCAAGGCAAUUGCUGCUGCUGUUUAUGAUAAUAUUCUGGAGGUUCCUAGUGAUCAAAAACUGCCAUCUCUUUAUCUCUUAGACAGUAUUGUUAAGAAUAUCGGACGGGAUUAUAUAAAAUAUUUUGCUUACAGACUACCUGAGGUAUUCUGCAAGGCUUACAAACAGGUUGAUCCUUGUGUUCAUUCAAGUAUGCAACAUCUUUUUGGAACUUGGAAAGGAGUCUUUCCUCCUCAGUCCCUUCAGAUGAUUGAGAAGGAACUUGGCUUUGCACCUGCAGUCAAUAGUUCAGCUUCAGUAUCUGCUACAGACAGAAGUGAUUUGCAGUCACAACGCCCACCUCAUAGUAUCCAUGUGAAUCCCAAGUAUUUAGAAAGGCAGCGUCUUCAGCAGUCAAGUAGGAGUAAAGGGGUAGUUAAUGAUAUGACUGGAGCUGUUUUAAACUCAAAUGAGGAUUCGGAGAGGCCAGAUAGAGCUUUGAGUGCUGCACGACCAUGGCUGGAUCCUAGGAUUAACAUGCUUAAUAAUCAGCACACACAUAGAGAUGUAUUUAAUGAUUCUGUUCCUGAAAAGAGCAUGGAUGGGUCAUCAUACGGAGGCAGUGAAUAUAGUUCUGUCAUUUCAAGUAAUUUGGUCUCAGGGGCUGGAAGAACUGGAAGUAAGCUCAUUGAUUUAGGACAUGACAAAACAUGGUUCAAAACAGAUGGUGGUGAUGCAGAUACUACAUCUGGGCAAAGAAAUGGUUUCAAUCUCAAGCGUAGUUAUUCAAAUCGUGAAGCACCAAAGCUCACGAAUUUGGAUGCACAUCGUCAGCCAAGACAAAGCACAACUGACAUACGGAACAAUUUGAUGUCAGGUAACUGGAAAACUUCUGAAGAAGAGGAGUUCAUGUGGGGUGAGAUGAACAUUGGUUUGACUGAUCAUGGAGCCAAUGUAUCAAGCAAUUUGAGCACAGACACAUGGAUGGCAGAUGAUGAGAAUUUGGAAGGUGAAGAUCACCUCCAAAUCACACGCCCUUUUGGAGCAAAGGUCGAUAGAGAAAUAUCCACUGCUAAGAAACAACCACCUGGUUUUGGGGGUCAUCCACCGUCAUCCUGGCAAUUGCAGAAGCACCACUCAAUUGAUAAGUUGAAUCUAAAGCCAGGUUACUCAGAAGGAUUUGUGUCAACUCUUAGUGGAUUACCAGCCAACCCAAGUUCUUUGGCUGUCAAGAAGGGGAACCAAUCCUUUACAUCGAAUGCAGUAGUAGGAAUGGCCAAAUUUGUGGGACAACAAUUUGAUUCUGGGGAAACUGAAUCCCCUUCUGGGCAGUCACCUUUGCGGCAACAGUCUCCAUCACUUCCAGGAGCAGUACACCAUACUCAUUCAAUGCAAAAUUUUGCUGACCAAGAAUUGCCCCAGAAUCUCAAAACCUCUCGAUUUUUGGGAGGUCCGAUAAGUCAGCAUAUUAGAGAUCGCUCACCUACCGGUCAUCCAAUUGUUCAGGUUGGUAACUUGCGAAGAUCACAGGAAAGGGACAUGCACGGCCCAUUAUCUUCCAUGACUUCUUUUCGACCAAAGCUUCAGCAAAAGCAGCUGAACCCAUCUCAGACUGAAGUUACUGCUAAAACUAAGCUGCCCCAGUCUAAAGUUUCUUUAACCAGAGAAACUUCAGAACAGUUGAGCACAAAUAAUUUGUCAGCUGUACCUGUCAAGAGUGGAAUCAUCCCCAAGAAAUCAAUUUCCAGUAAUCUGGAUUCAAGGGAGGAUCCAUCUCAGACUGGGGUUCAACCUACUCAGUCUGGUAGGCCUACCACAUUAAUUUCUUCAGGGUCUGCUGUGGCAUCACCAUCUUCAUUAGAUCCUCUGCAUAAUGAUUCAUCUACUCUGCCAAAAAAACCUCAAGGAAAGGCUGGACAACCACCACAAAGGCUUUCUACUCAACCACCUGCUUCCUCUAGUGUUAGCAGUUCCUCAGCUCCAACCUUAAAUGCUGCCAAAAAUAAUAAAUUAAAUCCAAUUGCAAACCUUUUAAGCUCAUUGGUUGCAAAGGGUUUGAUAUCUGCAGAAACAGAAUCACCAACUACGGUACCAAGUGAAGCGCCGAAGGGAUCCAAAGAUCAAACUGAAAUAAUUACCACCAGUUGUUCUUUACCAGUUACAUCAAUUUCUGGUUCUGCAGCUAUCCCAGUAUCAUCUUCCGGAGAUAAGGUAGAUGCUGCUACAAAAAUCUCUCAUGCCUCACCUCAAUCAACUAGCACGGAAAUCAGAAAUCUCAUCGGCUUUGAUUUUAGACCUAAUGUAAUUCGAGAAUUCCACCCAUCAGUAAUUAGGGAAUUAUGGGAUGAUUUCCCUCAUAAUUGCAAAGUUUGUGGUAUUAAGCUUAAACAAGAACUGUUUAAUAGACACUUGGAGUGGCAUGCCGCAAGAGAACAUGGUCCAAUUAAGGCAUCAAGAAGUUGGUAUGCUAAGUCAAUUGAUUGGAUUGCUGGCAGGACAGAAUAUUCAUCUGAGUCCGAGUUUACUGACUCUGUUGAUUUACAAGACAAAAAAAUAGACAGCAGUCAAUUGGAUACGAUGGUUCUAGCAGAUGAAAACCAGUGUCUGUGUGUAUUGUGUGGCGAGCUAUUUGAAGAUGUGUACUGUCAUGACAGGAACGAGUGGAUGUUCAAAGGGGCCGUUUACAUGAACUUUUCAGAUGUCAAUUGUGAGAUGGAAAGUAGAAAUGUGGGUCCCAUCAUUCAUGCCAAAUGCUUAUCAGAGAACUCAGUGAUCACCAAUUCGGUAAGGCCUAUUAUCUGAUAUUAGUGGACGUCUUCCAGUUGAAAAAUGCAUGUUAGGAUAGUAAAAUCCGUGCAUCUCUCACGAAUAACGUGGAAAACAGAUUUUUUUUUCUCCUUCCGCUUAUUUCUCUCAAUUUUCCUCUUCUUUUUUUUUUCGGGUUGUUUCAUCCUCCCACCAUGCACCUAACAUAUGCAGCAAUUAUGAGAGAAUGGAGUGCUGAAAGGCAUGCUUAAGAAUGCGAAAUUAGAAGCCAUGCUUAACCUAUGCCACUGGCAUGUCGUGCACCAUGGAAGGCAGGUGUGAGAAUUGAGAAGCACAAGCACAUGGUUUUCAAUUGGUUUUGUUGUGUGUAUUGCAGCGUGAGCAACAGAUAAUAUAAUACCAUAUUUUCAUUUUAUUUAGUAAAUCUUUUUGCUGUAAGAAAAAAAAAUUUAUUUAAUAAGCUGUGCGUAUAAUUAGAACAAAUAACCUGGGCACGUGUGGGGGAAAGAUUUGCACGCUGUUGGUGCAAUUCGUGGGAUUCGUAACAUAUAGCACCUCUCCUUCCAGUUUGAUGUUUAAACAUCAAAGCUUCAAUUUGUCUACUUGAAGGGGUGUGUUUAAAUUUUUUAUAGUAAUUUGAUUUGACCUGUUCUA
Messenger RNA from Glycine soja, 3967 nucleotides. RefSeq lists its product as uncharacterized. Gene Ontology annotation, biological process: termination of RNA polymerase II transcription. Gene Ontology annotation, molecular function: mRNA binding; RNA polymerase II complex binding. The record is from RefSeq and is a predicted model, not a curated record. The transcript has 6 exons. NCBI's taxonomy places the organism in Eukaryota, Viridiplantae, Streptophyta, Magnoliopsida, Fabales, Fabaceae. Gene Ontology annotation, cellular component: cytoplasm; mRNA cleavage factor complex. The coding region runs from base 251 to 3349 and encodes 1032 amino acids.